AUGGCCAACUAUCUCGCCUCGAUUUUCGGUACGGAGCAGGACAAGGUUAACUGUUCUUUCUACUACAAGAUCGGCGCCUGCAGACACGGAGACCGCUGUUCUCGAAAGCACGUUAAGCCGUCCUAUUCCCAGACCAUCUUGAUGCCAAACAUGUACCAAAACCCCGCCUACGACCCAAAGAACAAGAUGAAUCCCAGUCAACUGCAGAACCAUUUCGAUGCGUUUUACGAGGAUGUAUGGUGCGAGAUGUGCAAGUAUGGUGAGCUGGAAGAAUUGGUGGUCUGCGACAACAACAACGACCAUCUUAUUGGGAAUGUCUACGCUCGAUUCAAAUACGAAGAAGAUGCGCAAGGAGCCUGCGAUGCGCUGAACUCACGUUGUGAUGCGCAUCGUGCGUUUCUUCAAGCCUUUAUGGCACGUUCGACCAUGACCUUUGACGAGGCAAGGCCCAUCAUGGCAGCUAUCUCUUGCGUUGCUGAUGGCGGAUCAGUUUCUCCAGAAGAUGUAACAGAAGAGGAAUUCUCCUCGUACAUUUCUAUGGCCAAUACGGCUAUUUCCCCUCUCGAUCUCGAGAUCAGAAGUACUCUCCGUCAGUUACCGAUCGACCCUGAAGCUACCGAGGUCCCAGCGCCGGAACGAGUAUACGCUCUCGUUAAUACGACCAGUGAUCCUUUGACGCAAUUGGCGACCACGUACUCAGCCGAUGAAAUCGCGUUCGUCAAGCGUGUUCUCGACGCCAUAUUCGAUACAAACAACACGAGAAGGUCUGAGGCGAUGGUGGUCAGCGGGAUGCAAGCAAUUCAAUUGGCCAAAACGUCCUCUGGAGAUUCUAGUCGCCGCGAGUCGAAUAUGGCGACCGAGCAGAGUCAAGGCGGGGCAGCACAGUCGUUGGGUAUUUCACAAGCUGAAACGGUAUUGAGACAGCUCGUGGAAGAUGGGUGGCUUGAGAAGAGCAGGAAAGGAUUCUAUAGUCUGAGCCCACGAGGGUUGAUGGAACUACGAGGGUGGUUGGUUGCAUCGUAUAAUGACGAGAAUGAAGAUGACUGCAGAUUUGAUAAAAUCAAAUUCUGUGCCGCCUGCAGGGAUAUUAUUACUGUGGGUCAACGCUGCGUGAACCGUGACUGCCCGGGCAGACUUCAUGAUCAUUGUAUUCGGAAUUUCUUCCGCAUGCAGCAGGCUGAGAAUUGCCCUGUGUGCAAGAAUUCGUGGCCCGGCGAUAAGUUUGUUGGAGAGAGGGCGAUUACCACGACAGAUCAGUAUAUACAGGGCAGAAGACGGGGCAACAACAGUCAACGACAAAGUGGUGGCGGCUCCAGCUCGCAGAUCCAUGGCACGAAUGUCGAAGGAGAGGACGACAGUGAUUGA
Molecule: messenger RNA, 1365 nt
Organism: Aspergillus tanneri
Lineage: Eukaryota; Fungi; Ascomycota; Eurotiomycetes; Eurotiales; Aspergillaceae
Exons: 5
Coding region: 1-1365 (454 amino acids)
Biological process (GO): double-strand break repair via homologous recombination; DNA damage tolerance; mRNA splicing, via spliceosome
Cellular component (GO): U2AF complex; nucleus; Smc5-Smc6 complex
Molecular function (GO): ubiquitin-protein transferase activity; RNA binding; metal ion binding
Source: RefSeq, a predicted model, not a curated record